This is a messenger RNA of Drosophila ananassae, 1775 nucleotides long. RefSeq names its product neurogenic differentiation factor 2 (gene HLH54F). Lineage: Eukaryota; Metazoa; Arthropoda; Insecta; Diptera; Drosophilidae. Gene Ontology annotation, molecular function: DNA-binding transcription factor activity, RNA polymerase II-specific; protein dimerization activity; RNA polymerase II transcription regulatory region sequence-specific DNA binding. The transcript has 4 exons. The coding region runs from base 224 to 940 and encodes 238 amino acids. Gene Ontology annotation, biological process: regulation of transcription by RNA polymerase II; developmental process. The record is from RefSeq and is a predicted model, not a curated record.
AUAGCCGGAGGCUGGAGAGCAGAUAUCCGAGGAGCAGAAUGCUCAAAAAGGCGGCCUCUCCGGCGAACCCUUCACAGAUGUGCUCUACAAGAGCUACGGAUCGGUUGUACUUGCCUUUUAAAUCGUUCUCAAUCGGUUCAAUACCAUUCGUUUUUGAAGUGAUUGAAAUAAAAUAUUUAAAAAUUCUGAAAUUCUUAUUUGGUGAUAUAAAGAUUGUGUAAUAAUGCCACGCAAGAAGAGAUCGCAAAGCCCAUUGGAUUUUUAUGAUGAUGAAUUGGAUGAGGAUUCUCAAGGAUCCCAGCCGCCGGUGCAGCGGAAUGCAGCGAAUGCCCGGGAACGAAUGCGGAUGCGAGUAUUAUCCAGUGCUUAUGGACGCCUAAAAACCAAGUUGCCCAACAUUCCGCCGGACACGAAGCUCUCCAAGUUGGAUACGUUGCGUUUGGCCACUUUAUAUAUAAAACAGCUAAUCACUGCGGUGGAAACUGGCAGCAAUGGCAGCCACUCCCACAAUCACAGCCAAAACCAUAGUCACAACCACAGCCAUUCGAGCACCACCAGUUCUGAAGGAUUGGACACGAGUCACAUGGCAGACGCCUCCGGAGGAGCCAAUUUCCAUUUUCACAACAACGGCCAUGGCAGCAUGAGCUGGCCCUUUGAGUUCCAUCAGAGCAAUCGCAGCCUGGCGUUUCCACCGUCCACCACAUCCUCUCGCAUGGAGUGGCAGACUUUACACGCCCAACCGUAUCAAAAAUCCACACGCAGUGAAUCCCAUAUCCCGGCGGAUCUCAGUUACCAUCAGUUGCCGGACUCCUCACACAGUCACUGGUAUACGGCGGAAAUGCAUCAAAUGGAGCAGGCAAAUAGUUGCUCCUACGAUAACUCACUCGGACAGCAUCAGCGUGGCAUUGCAAUAGCAACUAGCCAGUCGCAUGGAUUAUAAUUUACCAUUUCCGAAGCCAAAUGUAAUUUCCCGCCUAAUAAUUGUAUUAAAACGUGAUUUAAUUUUACGUGUGUGUGAAAGAUUAAACCUAUUAUCAUAAGACCAAAGAUUGGUGUUACCUCGAGAUCUAUUAGCAAAUAUAUGAAUGUUUUUAAAUAACGGUAACUCUUAUUUUAUUUAAAUAACCCGCCAUUGACUCCCGGGUAUGCAGCCCUGGACACAUUCGGCCUUGAUAUUUGACAACUCUAGCAAUCAGCUGGUUUCGUCCCACACCCAAAAUAAACAUAAAAAACUAGUCGUGGAUUAGAUGCCCUUUGUGUUUCCCUAUUUAUCUUUAAAAUUGAUGAAUUCAGUUUUAAAUGAUUGAAAGUUUUAUUUUGAAUAGUUUCAACCUUCUCAGCAUCUUGAAGAACUUCGAGCUGUAGGGUAUUGCUUUUGUGAUGUAGUAAUAAAAUAUAUCCCCAACAACAAUCGCUGAAGAAUGAUAAUUGCGCUGGCGAUUAUUUCAACACAAAAGCAUAUUACAAGUGUAUACAUUCACUGGACAGGAGGUUAAAGUUCGGAUUUGAGGACUGGCCACCGCGAUUAGAUUCCGAAUUCGCUCGGAUCCGAUCAGUGGAGCUAAUCUGGAUUGAGUUUGGUUCGGAAGCAAAGCAAAACAAGCCACCCAAUUGCCCGAUGCCACUGCGAGCACUUUGCUUUCCCUCGACCGAGCAACCAGUCAGUACGCAAUAUUCCAGCAAGACGGACGCCUAGCUGCGGAUCGCCAGAACCAGUUUGACGUGUGUUGAUUACUACUGCAGCAGCCAAAAUGCCAGCCAAGGAAGUGAAUCCC